Molecule: messenger RNA, 1248 nt
Organism: Leguminivora glycinivorella
Lineage: Eukaryota; Metazoa; Arthropoda; Insecta; Lepidoptera; Tortricidae
Exons: 1
Coding region: 1-1248 (415 amino acids)
Biological process (GO): DNA replication, removal of RNA primer
Molecular function (GO): RNA-DNA hybrid ribonuclease activity; nucleic acid binding
Source: RefSeq, a predicted model, not a curated record
AUGUGGUUAUAUACUGCAGUGAUACGGCCUAUUAUUGCAUACGGCGCUGUGGUUUGGUGGCCUAGAACCAAACUCACCACAGCGAGGAAUAAACUGCAGCGUUUCCAAAGGUUAGCAAGCAUUGCUACCACGGGCUGCAUGCGAACUACACCCUCAGAGGCCCUGGAGGUCCUUUUAGGACUACCGCCCUUGGACCUAUUCAUACAGCAAGAGGCGGCCUCCGCGGCGGUGAGGCUUAAAUCACUCAACCUCUGGGGUGCAUCGAACGGGGCUCACACCAUGAUCCUUAGGAACGCCAUUGAAUACCAACCACUAAUGAUGGCUCCUAACGACAGGGUACCCAAAGUAUACAUCUUCAACAGAAAAUACAACAUACAACUUGUUGAGGAGGAAAACGAUUGGUCGAGAAUACACGAACUACGCAUAUACACCGACGGUUCUAAAACCAAGACAGGGUCGGGUGCGGGCGUGUACUCUCCCGAAAUAAACACGCAUAUCUCAACAGCCUUAGGCGAGUAUAGCUCCAUCUACCAAUGUGAAUGCUUCGCCAUUAUACAGGCUGCCAACGCAGUAGCUAAGCGACGUAUCACAAACCAAGAGAUACGCAUCGUGUCUGACAGCGCUGCAGUACUGCGAGCCCUAGAUAGCAAGACCAUUCAGUCCGGGCUCAUACUAGAGUGCCACCGAGCAUUGGAGGUGAUAGGGUCAAACAACCUAGUCACGCUACAAUGGAUAAAGGGGCACAGCGGCUCUCUAGGGAACGACGCAGCAGACGAGCUGGCCAGGAAAGGUUCGGACCAGAAAGCGACUGGGCCAAUCCCGAUGCUUCCCUUACCGUUUGGUCAACUCAGGUCAUGGAUGCGUCAAAAAACCAGAACACAACACGCUGAGCAAUGGGCAAACACCAGUACCUGUAGACAUUCCCGGGAAGUAGUGCCACACCCGGAUGCGCGCUUAACAAAGCGCCUACUAACUCUGAAUAGAGCAUCGCUACGAAUAAUCGUAGGCAACAUUACUGGACACUGCCCACUUAACAAACAUUUACAUGUUAUAGGUAAGACCGACAGCCCUCUAUGCCGAGGAUGCCUGUCGGCCGAAGAAACGGUCGCCCACGUCAUCCUGGAGUGCGAGGGAGUGAACACACAACGGGCUCAAAUCCUCAAAACGACGAGGUCACUCCGAGAAGCCUGUGGAGACACCAGGAGGAUCCUGCGCUUCUGGGCGGAGUUAGGCUGGCUAGACCCCUAG